GUGCCGCAGAAUUAGUUGCGUCAACAUAAAUGAGGCAAUGAGUGACGUCUGUGGAGUCACGUGAUGUUUAUGGCUGACACGCCUUUCCUGUGAACAACUUUGGGUGAUAAAAAUUCACCAUCUUGAAACAGCAUUUCAUUCCGGAACUGACCUUUGGGAUAUUUAUCGUUGCCCGGCCUGAUAACGUCAUGGGUGUCUCCUUAUUUAUUUUACCAUUCUUUGUGGGCCUUGCCGUGAUUGCUCAAGCUCAAGACUGUUCCAGACCCACUUUAGGUGACAACAUGACCUUGAAGGACACUGAUAUACUUAAAGACACAUUUCCGGAUGGGAGCGAUGCUGCUCUUGAGUGUUCUGUGGGUUACAUGAGGGCUCUUGGGAGUUUAUCCAUCACUUGUACAGCUGGUGUCUGGAGUAGCGUGACACUGCAAUGCCAGAGGAAGAACUGUGGCCCCGCAGAAGACGUGGCAAAUGGCUAUCUUGAUUAUUCACAGGGGACUCUGUUUGGUGAUACAGUAAACAUUCGUUGCAAACCCGGUUUCAUAUUGGUUGGUGACUCUGGACGCAUUUGUUUAGCGAGUGGGAAGUGGAAAGGCCACCCACCAUCAUGUGAAGUGGUGACCUGCAACCCUCCUCAAGAGUUGGCUCAAGGCUCCUACAGCCCCAUAAAAGAGAGCUAUAAAUAUGAAGAUGUCGUACAGUACACAUGUAUCAAAGACUAUGUCCUCAAUGGAUCCAAAGUAGCAUCGUGCGCCGCUGACCAGCAAUUCAAACCGGAUCCUCCUGUUUGUAUCAAGGUUAACUGUCAAGAUAUCAAGAUUCAAAACGCCGAGUUGCUUUCGGGUGCCCGACCUCCGUAUGGGCAUAAGGCAUCUGUGACGUUUCAAUGCCGUUCUGGAUAUAAGAUGGUUGGAUCUGCCACCCUGACGUGUGACAUCAACAGCCAAUGGUCACCGAAACCACCAACUUGUCAGCGAAUAGAAACUCCAACCACCACAAAACCAAACGACAAAGAGACACCAAAAGUCCCUGGUGGACCAGAUGACAAUAAAAAUAGUGGGAACCAUUUGGGAACGUCUGUGGGUAUUGCUGUUGCAGUCAUCAUUGGACUCGGGCUCCUCAUUAGCGCUGGAUGCUAUUACUUUGGAGGCCUUGCAUUCAUCCGAAAAAAGAACAAAAAUGGCUAUCGGAAAGGCCGCUCCAACGAUGAGGCUACCAAAGAUGGGGAGGGAGUGGUGCUUUCGUGAGCGCAGGAGUCCUGUUGACACAACACUGCUGUAGGUGGGACGAGAACUGGUUCUGAUGUCAGAGUUGAAUGGCCGUCAAAAACGGUGUCUCACAAUGGAUCACCACCACGUUUCAGUUGUCAGUAUACUUCAGUCCUGGAAUUUGUCCGCGCACUUUUUUUCUUCAAUAUAUAAAAAUCCUUUUGCUUUUCUUCACUUCACUUCCAAACCUGUAAUUUACUUUGAGCUGAUAAUUUUCUACUUAACACACUGAAAUGCAAAAAUCUAAGCUUCCAAUAAGUCCAAUUUGAUUUGAAAGGGUCUGAAGCAAUGAGUGCUUCCUUCAGGCUUGUCAGAUUUUCCCCAAUAGUCCCAAUGGGAUCUCUGAGGAAGACGUGUCUCGUCUUCUUUCUGCCUUCAUGCACUUCAAGUGUUUUAGCUUGUGGCAAAUAUGUGUUUAUUUUUUACUGCCAAAGACUUGCAUUGCUACGAACCCCUUUUAUUUGGUUUUGAGCAGUCAGAAGAGGCUUUGCUGUGGACCUGCGUCAUCUUAACAUUGAGGGAAAAGUUGUUUCACGAGAAGCAAAAGACUUAAUGAAUGUAUUCUGAAUCGUCACCGUUGGACUGUUAGCGAUUUGUACGAACUUUGACACGUCCCCUAUUUAUUGUCUUGUAAUUCUGCUUUCAUAGAAACCAAAUGAUGAAAUAAAAGAUCUUAAAAGACUG
Syngnathoides biaculeatus (alligator pipefish) is the source of this 1949-nucleotide messenger RNA. Its product is annotated as membrane cofactor protein-like. Gene Ontology annotation, biological process: negative regulation of complement activation, classical pathway. Lineage: Eukaryota; Metazoa; Chordata; Actinopteri; Syngnathiformes; Syngnathidae. The record is from RefSeq and is a predicted model, not a curated record. The coding region runs from base 189 to 1244 and encodes 351 amino acids. The transcript has 13 exons.